This is a messenger RNA of Phialemonium atrogriseum, 1224 nucleotides long. RefSeq lists its product as uncharacterized. The transcript is spliced from 3 exons. The coding region runs from base 1 to 1224 and encodes 407 amino acids. The record is from RefSeq and is a predicted model, not a curated record. Lineage: Eukaryota; Fungi; Ascomycota; Sordariomycetes; Cephalothecales; Cephalothecaceae.
AUGCAGACCAAGAGCCUCCUCUGGAUGGCGGCGGGGUCUGUCCCCUUCGCCCUGGCCCAGACCACCGUCGACGUUAUCGCGGUGACCACGGUCACGGAGGUCGUCACCGCCAUCGAGACCUACUGCCCCGGACCGACCACCAUCACCCACGGCACCCACACUUACACUGUUCUCCAGGCCGGCAUCUUCACCAUCACCGACUGCCCCUGCACCAUUACAGCUGUGAGUAUUCCCCCCCACCGGUCCGUCCCUGCUUCGGCGGCCAAUGCGACCCCCAGCCCACGCCGCCCCCGGGUGACGGCCCCGGCGGCCAAGCGCGCCCAGGCCCACCAGGAGGCCCACCAGGAGGCCCGCCAGGAGGCCCGCCAGGAGGCCCGCCAGGGGGUCCGCCAGGCCCGCCUUGCUGGGGCCCCGGCUGCCCCCACCCCCACCCGCCUCCUUGCUGGGGUCCCGACUGCCCGCCCCCGCCCCCGAGUGACGGCCCCGACGGUCCCGACGGCCACGCUCGCCCAGGCCCUCCAGGGGGUCCGCCAGGGGGUCCGCCAGGCCCGCCUUGCUGGGGUCCCAACUGCCCGCCCGCGCCCCCGAGUGACGGCCCUGACGGUCCCCCCCCGCCUCCGUGCUCCCACUGCCCGCCCUCGCCCCCGAAUGACGGCCCCGACGGCCCCGACGGUCCCGACGGCCACGCUCGCCCAGGCCCUCCAGGAGGUCCACCAGGCCCGCCUUGCUGGGGUCCCAACUGCCCGCCCGCGCCCCCGAGGAACGGCUCCGACUUCCACCCCCACCCCAACCCGCCUCCGUGCUGGGGUCCCAACUGCCCGCCCGCGCCCCCGAGUGAUGGUCCUGACAGUCCCCCCUCGCCUCCGUGCUCCCACUGCCCGCCCUCGCCCCCGAGUGACGGGCCCGAUGGUCCCGACGGCCACGCUCGCCCAGGCCCUCCAGGAGGUCCGCCAGGCCCGCCUUGCUGGGGGCCCGACUGCAACGCCGGGCGCCCAGGCCCGCCGGGUCCUCCGGGCCCCGUUCCACCCCCGAGUGACGGCCCCGACGGCCCCGACGGCCCCCACCCGCACCCGCCUGCUUGCUUGGGUCCCAACUGCGACGCCGCGCGCCCCGCCGACCGGCGGCGUGUCACCGCCCAUCGUCAUCGCCGGCGCCGGCCGUGUCCGGGACGGCCUGUCGGGGCUUGUCGUCGCCAUUGGCGCCGUCGCCAUGGCUGCUCUGUAG